Talaromyces marneffei is the source of this 846-nucleotide messenger RNA. RefSeq lists its product as uncharacterized. The record is from RefSeq and is a predicted model, not a curated record. NCBI's taxonomy places the organism in Eukaryota, Fungi, Ascomycota, Eurotiomycetes, Eurotiales, Trichocomaceae. The transcript has 2 exons. Bases 1 to 846 code for a protein of 281 amino acids.
AUGGCUGAUCUAAACAAUGCUGAUUACACGCUCUAUUCGUCCCCCUUUUCCCUCUACUCUAUGAUGGCACGCCAUACCAUUCAGUUGGGACGUAUGUCACAGAACGCGAGACCUCCAAAAUCAAUCACGCUAGACUUCAUCUACCACCGCAAGGACAGGAAUCUGGAAGAGGAUUAUCUGCGAGUGAACCCCAAAGGCCAGGUGCCCGCCAUGACUGGGAAUGUUCUGGAGCAGCCUCUUACCGACAGCAUAUCCAUCUCGCUCUACAUGGCCGAGAAACACUAUCCAGCUUUGCUACCAGCCGAACACGCCGCCGUGAUCAAAGACCUGCUACAAAGAUUCCAUUCCAUUUAUGGCCUAUCAUUCAGCAAUCUAAAGCCGACGUCGGUGAUGGAUCAUUAUAACCCUUCACCAGUAGAGAAAAUCCUCGAAAGGACAGAUAUCAGCCCAGAAUACCGCAAACUUCUUGAGGGUAAACUCAAAUUCCACAAUGACCAUAACGCCAUAGCCUUUCAUCCAGAUAUUGUAGCCAAAGCCCGCGCAGACCUUCAAACCAUCUUCGCAGAGGUCGUGGAGCACCGCAAGCAAAGCGGUGCUUUCAAUAACUACAACGAAUGGACCUUUGGCCCCAAGGUUGGACCUACCGUUCUCGACAGUCACUUCCUUCCACUCGUACUGCGUUGUAUCGAAGUCCGCAAUACCGAGCUCGUUCCUGAAGAGCUGCAGCGCUGGUCUGAAACUAUGUCAAAAAGUCCCUCGUGGCUGAAGGUCAUGCACGGCAAGCCGACAAUGCACGAUCCUUCGAUGGGGCCUGUUGAAGACAUGCAGGAGAUGAUGUCUCUAUAG